AUGAUUAAACUUAGGGCAUUGAAGAAGAAACUUUCGAGCGGAUUCGACGGCAAUUCUAAGGAUAGGUCAUCUGUUGCAACCUAUGAAACCAAGCACAGAGACGUGAAGUCAACGCGGUCGAGUCUUCGCCGCAGGGCUAUUCCAUCGACAAGACAUGUAGAGACUGAUCUGCCACCUCUUCCUACACAGGAGUAUACAAUUACCAAAGAAAAACCUUCAACACAUGAGCAAAUACUAAAGGAAAAAAACUUCAACCGUAAGCAAUCCGAAAGAUACUACAUAUAUGACUUUACCCUGUAUCGAGGUCCCACAGACGAAUCUGCAACGUCGGAUCCUACUUUUGAUAUUUUCCAGAAGAAAGAAGGUAUAAAUCCGACGUCUGCGAGAUAUGUAAUUCACUAUCUGACGCGGUACUUCAAGGAAACGUUGAUCGACGACGGCAUUGCGCAGGGAAGCCGCGAUACAGGUUCAAUUAAGUCCGCAAUAGAGAUAUUCAAACCCAAUCUUUCACAUUUUUCCAAUCAAGAGAUCGAAGGUGCAACCAGAAUUUUAAAAUCUUUUUUCCCUUGGGAUGGUUGCUCUCUGAACGGUAAGGUUCUAGAAGAAAGUAUCAAAAAGAGCUUUGGAAACCAUAAGAACAAACUCAUUUUGGCUUUGCGGAUCAUCUGGUCCCAUCUUCCCCAAGGUAUUAUUCCAUGGGAAGCUUAUUUGAAAUUCUGUGCAAUUGAAUCGAAGCAGAAUUUUUCCAAGAUGUGUUUCUACAAUUUCCUCCCAAGAGUCCUUCCCGACCACGACUAUACAUGCUGUGCAUUUGAGUUUUUGGAGAUACUUGUUGCGAUAAUAUCUAAGGUUGACAUGGUUGUUGACAAAUACACGCAAAUGGAUCUCAUAUUUACUGCAGGCCAGGUUUGCUUUGUCAGUACACCAGAUCUUCGAAACUAUAUCAAAAAUAAGUCAUCUGAUUCUCCUGAUUUGAUCGCACUUGUCAAGGUUUAUCAAGCUAAAGGCGAAGCUCUUUAUCGGUUAUUCGUGUCAUAUCUACGAUCACUAGUCGAGGAGGGCAAGAUUAAAGAUUUUUAUUUAAUCGACACUUUUCAAAUUGACGACUAUCCGCCAAAGCCAUACAAGCCAAUGACCCAACGUGCUUUGACUCUAACGGUUCCUCAACUACCCAAUCCGGACGAGAAUAAUUUCAAUGAGCUUAUGACACUCGCAGCCAAGGCGUCUACGAGGAUUUACUCAUCGAAUCAUACUUUCACUAAGAUGGACAACACAUUUUUAGACAAAUUCGAGGAGGACCCUUACAAAGUUGUCACUUCAUUAUUUUCAAGAUCAUCAAAGCGGUACAUGUAUAAAUUUGAUGACAAAUUUGAUCCUGAGAUUUUCAAAAAUUUUGGUAUGAGAAGUGGGUUUGGCUCUGGAUUACAAAGUUUAGGUCCUGGUGACCAGUACGCGGUAGCAACCUGGAUUAAUUCUUGCAAAGACAAAGGAUUUAAUGACUUCUUGUCAGUAUUAGAUGACAACAAUUUCGGUGAGGGCACAUUAGCACUUGGAAGCAGCAAUUUUAAGUCGGCCAAAGAUGAGGCUCCUGCUUUCCCCCCUGUGAGAGUAUCAAAGAUGGAUGUUUCGGAGUGGUUCAUCUCUUCUUGGAAGUAUGAAACAUUUUUGAGCAAAGUUAAAAACACUUUGGUGAUAAAGCUUACUAAAAGAAUUGCUGAUUGUGAGUGGCUUGUCAUUACUACCGAUGAAAGGGUUGGAUCUCAGUGCUAUCUGACCCCAUGCAAAUCUGGUGAUUCGGCCAAGGAGCAGGAAUGGUCCAAAUUUAAUACCCCUCCAUUACCAUCCAAGGACCGCACUCCAUCACAUACCGCAUCUCCAAGCAUCUCAUCUACAAAAUCUCGUCCUCCACCACCAAGUUUAUUGGGUGAACCUUCAUCGUCACCUCUUAUUGACUCUUCACUAGGGCUGUACCCAGAGAAUUCCAGUUUUAAAUCCCAUUCACGUCGUGGUUCCCAUAACAUGUCGCCCAGGAUUAACGUUGCAAAGCAAUUUACAGACAGGAGAUCUGUGAGCUCGAUACCAAGCAGCAACUUGAAAGUUGAAAAAGAAAAAGCUGUUCAAAGUACACCAAGAAGUUCUGAACAAGUAAGUGACAGCUUAGCUCUUGAUGAAAUUCCAGAAGACUCAACUAAAGAACAAGAAGAUGCCGGACCCCAAAAUUCUGUCGAAAACUCUGAAAGAGAUAACCUGAGCGCGAAAGAGAAACCCCAGGAAUUAAAUACUCUUCCGAAGGAGGAAAAUGAAGACAAUGAUGAAGAAGUAGCUACGAUGAAUGAUGCUAGUUCAGCGGUAACUUCGGUUGUUGAACCAAUAAAUUUUGGAACACAGAGCGGUGCUGGAGCAAUCAGAACAAUUGAAGCCCCUGCACUCGGCAAUCCUGAGAGCCUAGCGAAUUCCCAAGAGGAGCCUGUUGAUAAGAUUGAGGUUGAGAGUAACAAGAACGACUCAAAUCUUACAGAAAAAAAUUCCAACCAAUCUAUCAACGAAUCGGGAGAAACCAUCCCAAAAGAAGCGGCUCGCGUCACAGAAAACUUGGACAUGCCUGCAGGUAAAGACAGCAGCAGCGAACACGGUGAAGCUUCACCCAAUGUCAUCUGCACGCCGAGGCUUCAGAUAAUCCCAGAAAGAUCUGAAUUCAAAGAAAUGCAAAGCAUCCAUGCUGAAAUCACGAAGGAAAAUACCUUUCCGGAAAAAGCUCCAGAAGCGGGACUUUUAUCUCCCUUGAUUCUUGGGACUAAGGUUGUCAGACCUUCACCAAUGGGUACUCCAGUUGAUAGAGCACCACCGGGUCAUCUACCGAAGGGUCCCAUGAAGAUUCAGAAUCCAUCCAUCUCCUCAUUCGCGGACACGACAGCAGUGUCUAGCGGCGGGGAGGAUAAUCUUAAUUCUACCGAAACAACGCAAGUGAGCAGUGAGCAGGACGAGACCAGUCCAGACAAAAAGGGGCAUCCAUAUUCUGUGAUGCUUCUACCAGAAUCGCCAGUGGAGACUAGGGAACGCGCAGGAAUCUCUGCCGAAGACGAAGCCAUGAUCCGUACAAACAUGACUGGCGAUUUACUAAGCGAUCUGCUGGAUAAUUACAAUACCAUAAGCGUGGACCCACGAUUCUCAUCAGAAGAACUUACCGUUUUCGAACGUGUGCGUAUGCUAUAUGAACGGCAAAACGCAAAGGCAGCUGCCAGAGGUAGCAGCUCAGGGGAUUCGUUGCACGAGGAUGCAGACCUCGAUACAUCUCCAGAGUCUUCGGACGCAGAUUUGGGUAGCUCCAAGACCGCGACAUGGUUUUCGUGCAAUGUCACGCUUCCCACAACCACGAAACGGGCCGAAUUGAACAACAAGCAACCGCUGCCAGCGCUGCACCUUGCAACGCCCCACAAUCGCGACAAACUGCGCAGGGUAUCAACGUGCACAAGCGAAUUUCCGGACGACGACGGAUUGUGGCCGGACUUGGAUUGCUGCAACGAGCUUGGCAGCAGUGAGGAAGUGUGCAGCCCAUCACAUUCCAUGAUCAAAAACGUCGUGCUGCGCACGAAGCGGAGUAUUCGCGGGCUGAGGGACAAAAAACAGGUAUCUUAA
Molecule: messenger RNA, 3636 nt
Organism: Lachancea fermentati
Lineage: Eukaryota; Fungi; Ascomycota; Saccharomycetes; Saccharomycetales; Saccharomycetaceae
Source: the annotation of a GenBank genome assembly